Messenger RNA from Cucurbita pepo subsp. pepo (vegetable marrow), 2415 nucleotides. Its product is annotated as fasciclin-like arabinogalactan protein 14. Gene Ontology annotation, cellular component: plasma membrane. The record is from RefSeq and is a predicted model, not a curated record. Lineage: Eukaryota; Viridiplantae; Streptophyta; Magnoliopsida; Cucurbitales; Cucurbitaceae.
GAAUUCAAAUGAUUUAAAAAUAAAAUGUCCAGCAAAAAUUAGUUAUGGCCCUAAGAAGGGAUGCUCCCGGUAUGCAAAAAUGACUUGACACAGUUCAUGCCUCAAUUAUACUCAAAUGAAGGUAUGAUCAAGAUAUCUUAAUUAUUCGGUGAGUUUUUGAUAGUGUCUAAGAGAGUGAUCACGACAUCUUAAGUCUCAAGAUGACACCUAGAAACAUCAAGAAGUUUUUCUUAUAUUAUAUUAAUAUGUGUUAAACAAAUCUAUGGAAUGAUUUAAUGGGGUUGGAUCUUCAUUCGAAAAAAAAAAAAACAUAAAAAAAUUUGAUUUUACAGAGACAAGAUUUGAACCCAUGACUUCAAGGUUAUGAGCCUUGCAAUGUAAUAGACAAACAGAGAAUGAAUGGUGAACUAUUAGACAAACAAAGAAUGAAAGCACUCCUAAUGAUUUAUCUAUUCAUAUUCCACACUAAAAAUAAAAAAUAAAAAAUCAAAUUGAUCCUUCAUCCAAGAAUUUCUUUUUCUUUUUCUUUACAAAAACAAUUAUAAAUACCCUAUGAAGGGUCACUGUUACUUGGGAUUGGGAUUGGCUUUGGGACUUUAUUGCGGGAGGGUGAAAAGGGCUCCCUUUCGGGCGGUCCGAGCCAUAAGUGAGAUACCACUCUAAAAGAGCUAGAAUCGGGAGGACGAAGAAGGUCCCUUUUCGGGGCCAUAAGUGAGAUACCACUAUGAAAGAACUAGAAUCCUUCCGUCCACUGUUUUCCAUACCACUCUGAAAGAGUUAGAAUCCUUCAAUCCACGUUUCUCCGUACCUUUGAAAGCUUAUUUUGAGCUCUUAGGUGGAGAGUGAAGAAGACCCCCUUCUGAGGGGUCCGAGUCAUCAGUGAGAUACUACUCUAAAAGAUCUUGAACUCUUCCCUCCACUAUUUUUCGAUCCUUCAGUCUACUGUUUUUCAGUACCUUUGAAAGCCUAUAUAAGCAUCAUCCUUGUUGCUUCCAAAAAACAAUGGUUUUUUAUCUUUGUCUUCUCCUCUUUCUGGUCUAUUCCAUCACUACUUGUGAUUGCUGUGUUCAUCAAUCCAAAACUGUUAUUACUACAAUGAUACACCUAUUGUUCCACCCAUUGUUAAAAAUAUUUGAUUGGUAUGUUUAUUUUGCAGCACUACUAGAACUAUAUGGUUGCUAAAGAUCAAAAUUAGGAUAGCAGAUAUGAUUUUGUCCUCGGUAAGAAAGCAUGAUCCACUAUGGCUUCAAAGAAUAAGUCUGAAAGAACUAUCAACUAAUUCAAGAUUUUCCCGGAAAAGAAAAUUUGAGUGAGAAUUUUACUCCCAGCCAAACAAACUGAAUCAAGCUAUGCUAUAAAAGCCCCCUUCCAUCUCAAUCUUAAUCGUAAAUCAAUAAGCUCAUCGGUUUCCCAUUGAAAACAAAAAUCAUACCAAAAAGAAAAAAAAAAAUCAACAAUUACCGAAUAACAAUGGAUUCCAGAGCCAUUUCCGCCGCCCUGCUUUUGAGUUUCCUCCUCUUCUCUGCAGCCUCCGCUUUCAAUAUCACUAAUCUCCUAAGCCAGUUCCCCGAUUUCAAUGAUUUGAACGAUUUCCUCACACAAACAAAUCUCGCCGGUGAAAUUAACAGCCGUAAAACCAUCACUAUCCUCGCCCUCGACAACGGCGCCGUUUCUGGCCUAUCUGGAAAGCCAUUGGACGUCCUGAGAAGGAUCUUGAGCGUUCAUGUUAUUCUCGAUUACUACGAUGCUCAGAAGCUUGCUAGAUUGUCUACCGAUAAUACUACCGUUCUCACCACUCUGUUUCAAGCAAGCGGCGCUGCCAGGAAUCAGCAAGGUUUCAUCAAGGUUACGCAGAUUAGCCAUGGCGAGAUCGCGUUCGGAUCCGCCGUAAGAGGAUCUCAGUUCGAUUCGAGAUUGGUGAAAUCCGUCGUCGCACAGCCGUACAACAUCUGUGUUCUUCAGAUCUCAUCUCCGAUUCAGGUUCCUGGAAUCGAUGUCAAGCCACCUCGCUCCUCUCCAUCAUCACCACCACCGGCGUCGUUUUCUCCCGUCGGAUCUCCUAAAAAGGCACCGGCUCCUUCCGCUAAGACUCCGUCAAAGGCUAGGGCUCCUCCCGCCAAAAAACCUAAGGUUGUUGCCGAUUCGCCGGCAAGGUCUCCACCGAAGGCCGCCGACGGUGAGGAUGAUGCGGCUGCUCCAGCACCUAGCGAAAAAUCCGGGGUCUCACGCGGUAGCUUCAUCGGAGCUGCGGCUGUUAUGGCUGUGAUCUCGGUGUUUCUGGCUCUGUGAGUUCUAGAAGCCAAUGCGGUUAUGCUUUGAAGAUUGGAAAAUUUUGAAUUAUGUAUGCCGCUCAAUUGCCUAAUGCAAUGAGCGGAAAAUAUUUAACUUUUUUCAAUGAGAUUGCUCUACUUUCUU